AUGGCUUCUAUGUGUGGCAGCAGCAAAAGCUACCCGGCGAUAAACACCGGCAGCUAUUACAGGCCGAGUGGUUAUCCUUAUCAGAAUGAUUAUUACUUACCGCCACGCUCUACAUGGUCCAGGGUGUCGCCACAACAAACGAAACAGCACAGAGGCAGCACAACAUGGAAAGUCGGCAGUGCGAUGUUAAUUGUCUCCGCGAUGCUAGUAUUAAUUGCCGUGUUUGCGAUUGCAGGACUUGCGUUAUGGAUGGGAGCUCUUCGAACAGAUUCAAAGAAUGCGAUCGUUGGGUUCUCCUGCAGUUUCAGGGUGGCUAAGGGUGAGAAAUAUAAUCCAAUGUUGAAAUUAAAUACCAGUAUGGUGUUCCGCGAGAAGGAACGAAAAUACAAAAAUAUAUUCGAACUGUUAUUUCGAAGAAGCGUCAUAAGCACCGCGUACAAGCAAACAAUCAUAGACAAAUUCGAAAACGGGAUUUUGAAGGUUUUCUUCAGGAUCUAUCUAGACAGAAGGAAGAUACCACGAUCGAUCACAAAUGUCGAGGACACGAUCAAAGACAUUAUCGCGAAAGAGACGUACUCAUCGUCCUCCUUGUUCAAGGAUAUGGAACUGGACCUCACUAGUGUAUCGGUAAAAAGAAUAAACCAAGAGGUACCAGGCAGCCAAAAGCAAACGCAACAAAAGAACGCGAUGAUCACGAAAAACGGUCUUCUCCGGCCCACUCGAAACAAUUCCCUAAUCACGAGCUCGAAAGCGAAAUCUAAACCGACCAAGAUCGAAUCCACCGAGCCUGACAUCGAUUUCAGCAACAUACCAACGAUUCAAGGAACCUACAAAGCCACGCAUGUGAACCUUACUUCCACGAAAAACCAGACUUCCACUCAGGAUCCUAUGAAAGUUCAAUCCAACGCGAGAAACACUACCAAGGUAUCGUUAUCUCCCGAAAAAACUACCAGUAAACUGGCCAGUAUUGAAGAUACCACCGAAGCGAGUCAAAGUAGCACGCAAACGACUGCUAAAAUAAAGGAACAAGUCCAUUACACUGUGCACAAUGAAUCCUUCAACGACACAGCCGCAGAAACGGUUAGAAACGUCACUGCUACAUCCACGAGCCCCACGACACAAACUAAAGACGAGGAUCUCUUCAAGGAUUUUCACAAACCCGACUUCGAGACAUCGCCGUGGAAGCCUAUCAUACCUGAGUACGUUAACACAGAACUGAAAUUACUGCCGGACAACGUUGGUAAGGCUACCAAAGUGAAUUACAAGGUGAACACCACCGACGUGAAUCUCAGAGACGUUGUUCUCAGCACAACCGCGAAAACUCCUCAAGAAAACGACGAAACGAAGGUUCCCGAGCCUUCGACACCUCGCACGAAACUUCCAGAACCGCCAGAAUUGUUGAACACCUACAUGGACGUUCCUGGAAUGAGCACCUUCGACAUCGGAGACUCGGACUUUCCAAGAGACAGAAUUGUUCCGCAGGAGAUGGUGAAUUUUCGAGUGAACGGAAAGUUCAAGAACAAGAUCCCUGGACUAUUGGAGGAUGGACAGAUCUUCACGGAACCUACGCCGUCCAAAUUCGACGACGAUGAGAGACCAGAGAUAGAAGUAGCUGGUCAACUGCCAUCUGAGACCUACGAUAUUAAGCUUCGAACCUCUGCUCAGCCUGAGAGAACUGAAUUCUCAUUUACGAGACCCGAUCGAUUCGCGAACGAAAAUGAAACCGAUUGGAGAACUCCUAGCUCGCAGAUGUACACUAUAACAGACAGUAAGUACGGGGAUUCUGUUGAGAAACAGGACGACGGUGUCAGAAAGCCUGUCGAUUCGACGAAAGGAAGCAAAAAGAAAGUGGACGAGAGCAGUGUGAAAGAUAAGGAGAACUCGGAGAAUUUCUUAUCUGGGGUUAGUUCGACUCUCAGAUGGCGAGCUCAGGAAUCGGUUCAUACAGAGAUUAGCGAAGAGACAACGACGAAAGCGUCAGCAGUGGGAGUAGCAGAGCCCGUUUCAGAUAUGGACGCCGAAUUGGAAGCGAGAAAUCGAUACUCGGACACCCAAGCCAUCGGUAAACAUAGGAAUAACGCUUUGCAAGACAGAAAAGUCGACAAGAAUACGCAGGAGCCUGUGUACACUAGCUACAAAACGCCUGAUCUGAACGGAGCUGGAAUUAGACCAAGUUUGAUCGAGAGUUCUGGAACUUUGAAGCCCUUCAGGCACACGAUACCCGUGGAUAAAAUCGCGUCCGUUGUUAGUUACAACAAGAACGAGAAGGAGAGUUUGCUGAAACAAGAAAUAAACACUGUAACAGAUAGCAUAAUCAACGACGAGGAAAAGUUCACCGAGGACACUCGAUUGAACGCAGACUUGAGCAGCGAGGAAAGUAGCCAGGAAAGAAACGCGACAGAGGAAGAAGCUGUAAAAGUGUUUCCAGUGAAUUUGAAGGAAGUCGUUACAUUGGAAACGAUAAAACAUGAAGAUGGUAAUACUGAAGCUAGUGCAAGGAUCGAAAUGUCUGAACACACGGAACCGACGAAAUCCAGCACUGCUGAGAGUAUAAUAGACGAUGACAAGUUUCUGAAAUUGAGCACGACGGAAGUUUAUUCCGAAAUGAUACACCCGUUGUACAAUAACGUGGAUAAGUUAGUCGUAAAGAACGAGGGAACUAAAGAAGCACCGCCGAGAAGAAUGACGAUGAACAUUUCAAGGAACUCUACCUUCAUCGAAAUCGACACGCUGAAGCACACACCUGGAGAAGUCGAAGAAGACUUCAGUUCAUCGAGAAACAAAUCUUCGUCGAACAAAACCGAAGACAAUUGGUUUUUCAACGGAACCAUCUAUCGACCAUUCACCUCUCCCGAAACUAGAAAAAAGAUCUACAACGACACUCUGAAAGCUUACGUGGUAGAAAAUUUGGUCACUCUGGCACCUGCCAAGAGUAACACCGGAGUUGGAAGACCUAUCAGGCCAAGACCUAAGCUCGACCGGGAGAAAACGAUGAGAAUCGACCAGAAAUCCUCUAAUCGAAGUUCCUCGGACGAUGCUACGCUGUUGGAACAGUUGUUCGGUGUAUACAAUAACAACAGGAAACCGACGAAACGCGAUUCGUUUAAUCACGAAGAUCCCAUUGAAACGGAAGCAAAAGGUAAAGAGAACUCGAACACAGGACACGCUAGGUUUGAACAAAUAGUAGAAGUGGUAACGUCCAUCAGCACGAAGGUGUCCUCGAAUUUCAAGGAAGAUCCUGUGGUACUUAAGUUCGUCGUCACGAAUUCGACCUCCCUUCCGGUGAUACACUUGCAGUCUCACGAAGAAGGAACCUCGACUCCUCCAACAUCUGCACCUGAAGGGAUCUCUACCGGGAGCAAAGAGGAGAACAGAUCCUUUAGAGAUCAAAAUUUGAAGAAAGAAGCGAUAACGUGGACAGAGAAAACGCCAAGUUUGACGUCCGCAGACGUGCAGACGUCGGACAGAAAAAUCUCCACGAUCGAGGAGAAUCGAUUUCUCUUGGAGAAGCUGAAGCAAUUGGCUGAGAUUGGAACGGAGAACGAACCGGUGAAAGGUAAAAAUAAUUCUAGACCGGAGAUGUCCCCGUCUCACAUUUUGAGUGUAAUAUCGAACGUGAAAUCUGACGAUCAUCGACCGUUGACUGAUUUCGAGAAAUUGAAGGAGAUCGCUGAUAUAGCGACGGGAAAUGAAACUCUGAUGAACUCAAGUGCGGGAUUCACGCUGACUCGCGAUGGUAUGGAAAUAUUCACGAAGAUACUGAAUAAAAUCGAGGAUCGCACCGAUAAGAUGAUCUCUACCACUGAAGACAACUUGGAAACUGAUCGUUGUUUCGGUUUCCUAUGCAGAGAUGGGAAAUGCUUGCCCUCCAGUGGUAGAUGCAACAUGUUAGGUGAAUGCCCGAAUUCAGAAGACGAGGCGAAUUGUACGUGCGCUGACUUUUUAAGGGCGCAGCUCUUACAUCAGAAGAUUUGCGAUGGCGUGGCGGAUUGUUGGGAUUACUCGGACGAAACGGACUGCGAUUGGUGCGAGGAGGGCCAAUUUGUUUGCGGUAACAGUCGAACGUGCAUAGACCAACGCAAAGUUUGCAACGGCUACACCGACUGUCCUGGAGGAGAGGACGAGAAGAAAUGUGCAGCUCUGAUAGACGAUGGCAUAGCUCUGUACCCAUCACCUGAAGGACACUUUUCGGAGAUAGAAUCGACUACUAACAAAGACAUCCUCUACGAUCAGGAAGCAGUGGAAUCCUCGAUUUUCGAGUCAACCACCUUGCACGAGCUGAAAGAUACUAUCCAAUUAGAAAAACUUAUAAGCACCAAGGAUGAACCUGCGAUUAAAGAAGGAUCGUUUCUCGAUUCUCGUGAAAAUUCUAACGCUACAACCCUCGUCUCUGGAAGGGAAAUAUCCUCGAACGGAAAAGACACCUUGGCUCAUGGAAACUCGAUUCACGUAAAUCCAAAGAACGACACAACGUCGAUAAUCAGUAUUACAAAAGAGAUCAACAAUUACAACGAAAGGGGCUACUUGAACAUCCGAAAGAAUGGGAAAUGGGGAAAAUUGUGUCUAAGUGGAAUGGACAACCUUUUGCAGGAGAGACAAGCUGUCUGGACAAUUCGUGGAAAUGCGAUUGAUAUUUAAUUAAAAAUCACUUUCAGAGAUUACGAUACGGUGGAAAAAGUAUUGGACGAUAGUCCAACGUCGGUCAGAUCGUACUAUACUCUAUCGUACAAUGAGAAAUCUCUGGAUAAAACGAUCCUGACUUUCAAGCCUUCCGAGUGCCCGAGCGGCGAGAUUCUCAGGGUCAAGUGCAAGAACUUUGAGUGCGGAAUAAGAACGCAGGCACCGUCUCAGGCCAGGAUAGUCGGAGGUGGUAGCUCGUCGGCCGGAAGUUGGCCAUGGCAAGUUGCUUUAUACAAAGAAGGUGACUAUCAAUGCGGUGGAGCUCUCAUCAACGAAAGAUGGAUUCUCUCCGCGGCACAUUGUUUUUAUCACGCACAAAACGAAUACUGGGUGGCGAGAAUCGGUGCGACUCGUAGAGGAAGUUUUCCAAGUCCGUACGAGCAGGUCCUACGUUUAGAUCACAUAUCUCUGCAUCCUGAUUACAUCGACAACGGAUUCAUAAAUGACAUAGCGAUGCUUAGACUUGAAGAACCAGUAACAUUCAGCGAUUACGUUCGACCAGUAUGUCUGCCUCAGUCAGAGCCAAAAAGUGGUACUACAUGCACGGUAACCGGUUGGGGACAAUUAUUCGAGAUCGGAAGGAUAUUUCCGGAUACGUUGCAAGAAGUACAGCUUCCUGUUAUUUCAACGGAGGAGUGUCGAAGGAAAACGCUAUUUCUUCCGUUGUACAGAAUUACGUCGGGAAUGCUUUGCGCAGGAUUGAAGGAUGGCGGAAGAGACGCUUGUUUGGGAGACAGCGGAGGACCGUUAGUUUGUUCAGGAUCAGACAACAAGUACACUCUUCAUGGCAUCACUUCCAAUGGUUACGGUUGCGCCAGACCCGGAAGACCCGGAGUCUACACGAAAGUACACUACUACCUUUUUUGGGUCAAGUACGUUAUUUCGAGACAGGAUAUUCCAUCCUCGAUAGCUUCCUGUAAAGGUCACCGAUGUCCUCUGGGGGAAUGUCUGCCGAAAUCUCGAAUAUGCAACGGGUUCUUAGAGUGUUCGGACGGUAGCGACGAACGUAAUUGUCCUGUUAAUCUGUAG
Messenger RNA from Habropoda laboriosa, 5709 nucleotides. RefSeq lists its product as uncharacterized. Gene Ontology annotation, biological process: proteolysis. The record is from RefSeq and is a predicted model, not a curated record. The transcript has 13 exons. NCBI's taxonomy places the organism in Eukaryota, Metazoa, Arthropoda, Insecta, Hymenoptera, Apidae. Gene Ontology annotation, molecular function: protein binding; serine-type endopeptidase activity.